Messenger RNA from Closterium sp. NIES-65, 3051 nucleotides. The record is from the annotation of a GenBank genome assembly. Lineage: Eukaryota; Viridiplantae; Streptophyta; Zygnematophyceae; Desmidiales; Closteriaceae.
AUGGACGUGGUCGUGGACAUGGACGUGGACGUGGACGUGGACAUGGACGUGGACGUGGACGUGGACGUGGACAUGGACGUGGAGGACGUGGACGUGGACGUGGACGUGGACGUGGACGUGGAGGACUUGGACUUGGACGUGGACGUGGACGUGGACGUGGACGUGGACGUGGACGUGGACGUGGCCAUGGUCGUUGACGUGGACGUGGACGUGGAGGACUUGGACGUGGACGUGGUCGUGGACAUGGACGUGGACGUGGUCGUGGACAUGGACGUGGACUUGGUCCUGGUCGUGGACGUGGUCGUAGACGUGGACGUGGUCGUCCACGACGUGGACUUGGACGUGGACGUGGACGUGGACCUGGUCGUGGACGUGGACGUGGACAUGGACGUGGACGUGGACGUGGACGUGGUCGUGGACCUGGACGUGGUCGUGGACGUGGACGUGGACGUGGACGUGGACGUGGACGUGGACGUGGACGUGGUCGACUUGGACGUGGACUUGGACGUGGACGUCGACGUGGACGUGGACGUGGACAUGGAGGACCUGGACGUGGACUUGGACGUGGACGUGGACGUGGACGUGGUCGUGGACGUGGACGUGGACGUGGUCGUGGACGUGGACGUGGUCGUGGACGUGGACGUGGACUUGGACGUGGACGUGGACGUGGACGUGGACGUGGACGUGGAGGACGUGGACGUGGACAUGGACGUGGACAUGGACGUGGACGUGGACUUGGAGGUGGACGUGGACGUGGACCUGGACGUGGACGUCGAUGUGGACCUGGACGUGGACGUGGACGUGGACCUGGACGUGGACGUGGACGUGGAUGUGGACGUGGUCGUCGUGGACGUGGUCGUGGUCAUGGUCGUGGACGAGGUCGUGGACGUGGACGUGGACGUGGACGUGUUCGUGGACGUGGACGUGGACGUGGACAUGGACGUCGUUGUGGACGUGGUCGUGGACGUGGACGUGGACGUGGUAGUGGACGUGGUCGUGGACGUGCACGUGGACGUGGUCGUGGACGUGGACGUGGAGGACGUGGACGUGGAGGACGUGGACGUGGACGUGGAGGACGUGGACGUAGACGUGGACGUGGAUGUAGACGUCGAUGUGGACGUGGUCGUGGACAUGGAGGACUUGGACGUGGACGUGGACGUGGACGUGGAAGUGGAGGACCUGGACGUGGACGUGGACGUGGUCGUGGACAUGGAGGACUUGGACGUGGACGUGGACGUGGUCGUGGACGUGGACGUGGACGUGGUCGAGGACGUGGACGUGGACGUGGACGUGGACGUGGACGUGGACGUGGACGUGGACGUGGACGUGGACGUGGACGUGGACGUGGACGUGGACGUGGACUUGGACGUGGACGUGGACGUGGACGUGGACGUGGACGUGGACGUGGACGUGGACAUGGACGUGGACGUGGUCGUGGACGUGGUCGUGGACGUGGACGUGGACAUGGACGUGGACGUGGACGUGGACAUGGAUGUGGACGUGGACAUGGACGUGGACGUGGACGUGGACGUGGACGUGGACACGUGGACGUGGACAUGGACGUGGACGUGGACGUGGACGUGGACGGUCGUGGACGUGGACAUGGACGUGGACGUGGAUGUGGACGUGGACGGAGAUGUGGACGUGGACGUGGACGUGGACGUGGUCGUGGACGUGGACGUGGACGUGGACGUGGACGUGGACCUGGUCGUGGACGUGGACGUUGACGUGGACGUGGACGUGAACGUGGACGUGGACGUGGACAUGGUCGUGGACGUGGACGUGGACGUCGACGUGGACGUGGACAGGGACGUGGAUAUGGACAUGGACGUGGACGUGGACAUGGACAUGGACGUGGACGUGGACAUGGACGUGGACAUGGACGUGGACGUGGACCUGGACGUGGACGUGGACAUGGACGUGGACCUGGACGUGGACGUGGACGUGGAGGUGGACAUGGACGUGGACCUGGACAUGGACGUGGACAUGGACGUGGACGUGGACAUGGACGUGGACAUGGACGUGGACGUGGACAUGGACGUGGACGUGGACGUGGACGUGGACGUGAACGUGGACGUGGACGUGGACGUGGACAUGGACGUGGACGUGGACGUGGAGGACUUGGACGUGGACAUGGACGUGGACGUGAAUGUGGACGUGGACAUGGACGUGGACGUGGACAUGGACGUGGACAUGGACGUGGACGUGGACGUGGACAUGGACGUGGACGUCGACCUGGACGUGGACGUGGACCUGGACUUGGACGUGGACGUGGAUGUGGACGUGGUCGUGGAGUGGACGUGGUCGUGGACGUGGACGGUCGUGGACGUGGACAUGGACGUGGACGUGGAUGUGGACGUGGACGGAGAUGUGGACGUGGACGUGGACGUGGACGUGGUCGUGGACGUGGACGUGGACGUGGACGUGGACGUGGACCUGGUCGUGGACGUGGACGUUGACGUGGACGUGGACGUGAACGUGGACGUGGACGUGGACAUGGUCGUGGACGUGGACGUGGACGUCGACGUGGACGUGGACAGGGACGUGGAUAUGGACAUGGACGUGGACGUGGACAUGGACAUGGACGUGGACGUGGACAUGGACGUGGACAUGGACGUGGACGUGGACCUGGACGUGGACGUGGACAUGGACGUGGACCUGGACGUGGACGUGGACGUGGAGGUGGACAUGGACGUGGACCUGGACAUGGACGUGGACAUGGACGUGGACGUGGACAUGGACGUGGACAUGGACGUGGACGUGGACGUGGACAUGGACGUGGACGUGGACGUGGACGUGGACGUGAACGUGGACGUGGACGUGGACGUGGACAUGGACGUGGACGUGGACGUGGAGGACUUGGACGUGGACAUGGACGUGGACGUGAAUGUGGACGUGGACAUGGACGUGGACGUGGACAUGGACGUGGACAUGGACGUGGACGUGGACGUGGACAUAGACGUGGACGUCGACCUGGACGUGGACGUGGACCUGGACUUGGACGUGGACGUGGAUGUGGACGUGGUCGUGGAGUGGACGUGGUCGGUUUAG